Plodia interpunctella (Indianmeal moth) is the source of this 1683-nucleotide messenger RNA. RefSeq names its product oscillin (gene Oscillin). Gene Ontology annotation, molecular function: identical protein binding; glucosamine-6-phosphate deaminase activity. NCBI's taxonomy places the organism in Eukaryota, Metazoa, Arthropoda, Insecta, Lepidoptera, Pyralidae. Gene Ontology annotation, cellular component: cytoplasm. The transcript has 5 exons. The coding region runs from base 176 to 1012 and encodes 278 amino acids. The record is from RefSeq and is a predicted model, not a curated record. Gene Ontology annotation, biological process: N-acetylneuraminate catabolic process; carbohydrate metabolic process; N-acetylglucosamine catabolic process.
UAUUCACAUCAGCGCACAGGAGCCGGCGGGUCGCUGGUCAACGCGGUCGACGUUUCUUAUAAGAACGUAAUUAUAUGAAAAAGUUAGCAAGAUAUUGGAAACUUAUAGCAAUUUAAAUUUAGUGCCAGACCUUUGUGAACCUCGCGCCUCUGGCCGUGAAAGCUAAUCUAUCAAAAUGCGUAUGAUAAUCCUCGAUGACGCGGACAAGGUCGCGGACUGGGCGGCGCGGUUCGUGCUCCAGCGCGUGACGCAGUUCGCGCCCGGCCCCGGCCGCCACUUCGUGCUGGGGCUGCCCACCGGCGGGACUCCGCUGGGCAUGUACCGGAGGCUGAUUGACUUCUACAAGGAGGGCCGGAUUUCCUUUAAAUAUGUUACUACUUUCAAUAUGGAUGAGUAUGUUGGUCUCCCACGCGACCACCCCGAGUCCUACCACUACUACAUGUGGAACGAGUUUUUCAAACACGUGGACAUCGACCCUGCCAAUGCUCACGUCCUCGACGGCAAUGCUUCCGAUUUAGUCGCUGAAUGCCAACGGUUUGAAGAUCUCAUAGCGGCCGCUGGCGGCGUCCAUUUGUUUAUUGGCGGCAUAGGCCCCGAUGGACAUAUAGCCUUCAAUGAACCAGGAUCGUCUCUAGUUUCUCGCACAAGGGUUAAGUCGUUGGCGUACGAUACGCUCGAGGCGAAUAAAAGGUUUUUCGGAAAUGAUCUGAGUAAAGUGCCGAAGCAAGCGCUGACUGUUGGUGUCGGGACAGUUAUGGAUGCUAAAGAGGUGAUGAUCCUAAUCACGGGCGCUCACAAAGCGCUCGCGUUGGCCAAGGCUGUGGAGGAAGGCGUAAACCACAUGUGGACGGUGUCCGCGUUCCAACAGCACGCGCAGGCGCUGUUCAUCUGUGACGAGGACGCCACGCUAGAGCUCAGGGUCAAGACUGUCAAGUAUUUCAAGGCGCUGAGCUGCGAGCACCAGAAGCUCAUCGGAGACAUUCCCGUGGAGGAGCAGCGGGUCAUCCACUAGGCGACUGCCGCGAACUCAGCCAAAGAUGACCCGAACGACCCGUGUUGGAACAUUCCAUAUCAUUCCAUUUGUAUUUGUCCCUAGACUAGGUUGUACAAAACCAUAUUUACAACAUAACAAUAUUAUUUUCUAAAAAAAAGGUUAAGAUGCCAUGGGACUGUCGAAAGAAAGAAUCGAAUAUGCUUUUAUGCAAGUUAUAUAUAGUAUAUUAAGUAUUAAUAUAACCUACCUGCAAGAUCGCAGAGACCAUAUUUUUUAUUAGGGUUAAAAAUCAAUAAUAUUUCUGUUAUAAUUUGUAAGCCUAUAUAUAUUUUUAUAUUUUAUAUAUUUUUUGUAAGCCUAUUUUAUUCACGAGCCAACUACGGUGCUAAAUGCCACAGAUUUAGUAAUGUUUAUAAAUAUACACAUCUAUUGUACUUAUUUGGUAUUAUGUGACCUCUAAGCUGAAAAUAUUAUAUUUUUGGACAUUUUGUCCCUGUGGUCAGCCAGUGAUCAUAUAGUGACUGGAUUCUGAAUUGUAACAAUUGUGACAGAGCCUCAUGGAGGAGCACAACAAGCUGCUGGUGAUCCGUCGGUGAGCCCCGACGACACGGGACCGCUGUUAUUUUAUACCUAGACGUAAGGCAAUCGUUAACGUUUUAUAAAUAAAUCAAAUACAUAUUUUAUACAAA